Molecule: messenger RNA, 735 nt
Organism: Dicrocoelium dendriticum
Lineage: Eukaryota; Metazoa; Platyhelminthes; Trematoda; Plagiorchiida; Dicrocoeliidae
Source: the annotation of a GenBank genome assembly
AUGAGUUUCGCCCCAUCGAAGUGUAAAGUACUGCUCAAGGAUUGGCUUUCACCUGCUCCCGUGCUCACUCUUGAAAGUGCACAACUUGAACAGGUAGAUAGUUUCGUCUACCUUGGGAGCUGUGUUUCUGCUGACGGCACUAUUAACAUAGAAGUUUCUCUUCGAAUCGCUAAAGCUCGAUCAGCAUUUGUCAAUCUGAGGCACUUGUGCCGUCAUCACGAUGUCUCAUCCUCACUAAAGGGCCGUGUUUACAGUGCGUCAGUUCGCUCAGUAUUGCUGUAUGGGUGCGAGUCUUGGCCGAUUCGCAUAGAAGACAUGCGUCGUCUUUCUGCAUUCGAUGCCAGUUGCUUAAAGAGGAUCGCUCGUGUUUGGUGGCAACACCGAGUUAAUAGUAAUGACGUUCGACGUCGCAUCUUGGGGAAUGCGAGUAUUCCCUUCAACAAACUGGUUUUGUUGCGCCAGUUGAGAUGGCUCGGUCACGUCCUACGCAUGGCACCUGAGCGUCUACCGCGUCGCGCUCUAUUUGCUCGUCAAGGACCUGUCUGGAGGCGACCGUGUGGUUGUCAGCCUUCUACAUGGCGACAACACAUGAAAUCGCUGACGUCGUAUCUAGCCGCUGUUGGACCCUUACGUCUUCCAGGAUGGGGACCCAAAGAUGAGGAGUGCCAAUGGAUUAACACUCUUGAAGACAUGGCCCGCAACCGAAAUCAGUGGAAGAAUUGUAUUGAUUCACAU